AUGGAGCGGGACGAACGGCCGCCUAGCGGAGGGGGAGGCGGCGGGGGCUCGGCGGGGUUCCUGGAGCCGCCCGCCGCGCUCCCUCCGCCGCCGCGCAACGGCUUUUGUCAGGACGAAUUGGCAGAGCUCGACUCAAGCACUAUUUCUGUUCCAGAUGAUCGCGCUGAACAACGAACCUGUCUCAUUUGUGGGGACCGUGCCACAGGCUUACACUAUGGAAUCAUCUCCUGUGAGGGCUGCAAAGGGUUUUUCAAGCGGAGCAUUUGCAACAAGCGGGUAUAUCGAUGCAGUCGUGACAAGAACUGUGUCAUGUCUCGGAAGCAGAGGAACAGGUGCCAGUACUGCCGCCUGCUCAAAUGCCUCCAGAUGGGGAUGAACCGGAAGGCAAUCAGAGAAGAUGGCAUGCCCGGAGGCCGGAAUAAGAGCAUUGGGCCAGUCCAGAUAUCAGAGGAGGAGAUCGAAAGGAUUAUGUCUGGGCAAGAAUUUGAGGAAGAGGCCAAUCAUUGGAGCAACCAUGGUGACAGCGACCACAGUUCCCCUGGGAACAGGGCUUCAGAGAGCAACCAGCCCUCACCCGGCUCUACACUCUCCUCCAGCAGGUCUGUGGAAUUAAAUGGAUUCGUGGCAUUCAGGGAUCAGUACAUGGGGAUGUCUGUGCCUCCACACUAUCAAUAUAUACCGCACCUUUUUAGCUAUUCUGCCCACUCGCCACUUCUGCCCCCACAAGCUCGAAGCCUGGAUCCCCAGUCAUACAGUCUGAUUCAUCAGCUGGUGUCAGCCGAGGACCUGGAGCCAUUGGGCACGCCCAUGUUGAUUGAAGAUGGAUAUGCUGUGACUCAGGCAGAGCUGUUCGCCCUGCUUUGCCGCCUGGCUGACGAGCUGCUUUUUAGGCAGAUUGCCUGGAUCAAGAAACUGCCUUUCUUCUGCGAGCUCUCAAUCAAGGAUUACACGUGCCUCCUGAGCUCUACGUGGCAGGAGUUAAUCCUGCUCUCCUCCCUCACUGUUUACAGCAAGCAGAUCUUUGGGGAGCUGGCUGAUGUCACUGCCAAGUACUCGCCCUCAGAUGAAGAACUACACAGAUUUAGUGAUGAAGGGAUGGAGGUGAUUGAGCGGCUCAUCUACCUGUAUCACAAGUUCCAUCAGCUAAAAGUCAGCAAUGAGGAGUAUGCUUGCAUGAAAGCAAUUAACUUCCUAAAUCAAGAUAUCAGGGGUCUGACCAGUGCCUCGCAGCUGGAACAGUUGAACAAACGAUAUUGGUACAUUUGCCAGGAUUUCACUGAAUAUAAAUAUACACAUCAACCGAACCGAUUUCCUGACCUCAUGAUGUGCUUACCUGAGAUUCGCUAUAUUGCAGGAAAGAUGGUGAAUGUUCCCCUGGAGCAGCUGCCUCUCCUUUUUAAGGUGGUGCUGCAUUCCUGCAAGACAAGUGUGGGCAAGGAGUGA
Molecule: messenger RNA, 1443 nt
Organism: Rangifer tarandus platyrhynchus (Svalbard reindeer)
Lineage: Eukaryota; Metazoa; Chordata; Mammalia; Artiodactyla; Cervidae
Source: the annotation of a GenBank genome assembly